Callorhinchus milii (elephant shark) is the source of this 4732-nucleotide messenger RNA. RefSeq names its product poly (ADP-ribose) polymerase family, member 8 (gene parp8). The record is from RefSeq and is a predicted model, not a curated record. Gene Ontology annotation, biological process: endoplasmic reticulum unfolded protein response. Gene Ontology annotation, molecular function: protein serine/threonine kinase activator activity; NAD+ poly-ADP-ribosyltransferase activity; kinase binding. Gene Ontology annotation, cellular component: intracellular anatomical structure; endoplasmic reticulum tubular network; membrane. The coding region runs from base 68 to 2698 and encodes 876 amino acids. The transcript has 27 exons. NCBI's taxonomy places the organism in Eukaryota, Metazoa, Chordata, Chondrichthyes, Chimaeriformes, Callorhinchidae.
GGAGAGGAGAGAGAAAGAGAAAGAGAAGAAGGGGGAAAAGAAACAUUUCUGUCUCUGUUGACACUUCAUGGGGAUGUGUUCGCGGCAGGAGCGGAUACAGGCAGACAUAGAACACGUCCUACAGAGGUGCAAAGCGGACAAGGACUGCCUGUUUUCCGAUUUCAGAUACACGGAUUCCACCUUUACAUUCACAUACACAAGAGGAUCAAAGAGGAAGACAGGACUUCAGUUUAAUGUCUCAUCUGAUGGACGGUACCUGCGACAAUGGAACGGUCCCCAGAGAGUGUCCUAUUCAGUCCAUGUGUCGGAAGAUUACCCAGACAAUACAUAUGUGUCCAAUUCCGAGAAUGAUGAUGACGUGCUAGUCACAAGAGAUCCCAUUCCAGUCAUUUUCCAAAGAAUAACAACAGAAUUAAGGUUCCAUAAUGAUGCCACUAGUUGCCUGUCGGUCAGAACAAAACUGCACAACGAGAGGGGUCUGGAAUCAAGACAUAACAGCACGAUAGAGGAAGAUUCAGAAGGAGACAAUGACUCAGAAGAGUUCUAUUAUGUGGGUCAGGGAAACUUUGAUGGUGAGCUUCACAAGCACUUGCAACUGGAAGCUGAUCUGGCAGCUGUGAGAGAGAUCUACGGACCUGGGGCAGUAUCCCUCAGGGAGUAUGGCGCAAUUGACGAUGUGGAUAUCGACUUGCAUAUUGAUGUCAGCUUUCUCGAUGAUGAGAUUGCUAUUGCAUGGGACGUAAUUCGGACAGAACCCGUAAUAGUGCGAUUGCACUGCUCUCUCACACAGUAUCUGAAUGGCCCAGUACCAACAGUUGAUGUUUUCCAGACAUCAACGAAGGAACGCUUUGGACUUGGACAUCAAUUGAAAAAAAUUAUGCAGACAUUUGUUACACAGCAGUGGAAGCAGAACAGCAAGGAGAAACUCAACUGCUCUCAUGGGAAAAAGCUGAGUGAGAAGAAGGUGAAAUCCCCUCUGCACAUUUUUUCAACACUGCGCAGGUCGCCAAGUUACCCUCCACCAGGAUGUGGCAAAAGCAAGACAAAGUUCAAACCGGAGCAAGAUGGGGUUUCCAAGUCACAGAAACUGUUAAAGAGGACCUGUUCCAACACCGUCAAGGUAGAAGACGGUUGCGAGUCCAAGCCUCACAAGCCAAUGGGUCGCUCACUCUCGGGUGACCCUAGAGCCGAGCUGGCUGUUCCUACAAAGCCACACAAACUCUUAAGCCGGCCAUGUUCUGCUACCGUGAGGCUAGACGAAAAUAUUCCUUUGAAGUCCCACAAGAUACUGAGUAGAACAUGUUCUAGUGACCCCAGAUGUGAGCACAACAGCACCCCCAAGGCACAUAAGUUGUUGAACAGGUCCUGUUCGGGCACUGUGAAGGCAGAGGAAUCGGAUGGGUUGAAGCAUCACAAACUGCUGAGCAGGUCCUUCUCCAGCAAUGCCAAAGUGGGUAAAACGGAGCCGUGCAAAGAGCCUGCUUCUGAGGGCAGAAGACUCUCACUUACCUCAGGUCUUAUUGGCAUAUUAGCACCUUCCACUUCAUCACAGCCCACCCCUGGAUAUAACGCAAAAACACUACCACCGAGAGAACAUGGCUUCCUUGUACAGACUAUUGAGCAUGCAGAGCAGCGGAUCCCAGUGCUGAAUGAGUACUGCGUGGUAUGUGAUGAGCCUCACGUCUUUCAAAACGGGCCAAUGCUUCGACCCACGGUGUGUGAGCGGGAGUUGUGCGUAUUUGCUUUCCAGACUCUGGGAGUAAUGAACGAAGCUGCAGAUGAAAUAGCCACAGGGGCUCAGGUUGUGGAUUUAUUGGUGUCCAUGUGCAGAUCGGCUCUGGAAUCUCCCAGAAAGGUUGUCAUUUUUGAGCCAUAUCCAUCAGUGGUGGAUCCCCUUGAUCCUCGGAGCCUAGCAUUUAACCCGCGGAAAAAAGACUAUGAACGUUUAGUUAAAGCACUGGAUAGCAUCACAUCCAUCAGGGAAAUGACCCAGGCACCAUACUUGGAAAUCAAGAAGCAGAUGGAUAAGCAAGAUCCUCUGGCACAUCCUUUGUUACAAUGGAUUAUUUCCAGUAACAGGUCCCACAUUGUAAAGUUACCUGUAAAUAGGCAACUGAAGUUCAUGCACACCCCGCAUCAGUUCCUGCUCCUCAGCAGUCCACCGGCCAAAGAAUCCAAUUUCAGGGCAGCAAAGAAACUUUACGGGAGCACCUUUGCAUUUCAUGGCUCACACAUAGAGAACUGGCACUCAAUUUUAAGGAACGGUUUAAUUGUUGCAUCAAACACAAGAUUACAGCUCCAUGGUGCAGUGUAUGGAAAUGGCAUCUACCUUAGCCCAUUGUCAAGUAUUUCUUUUGGUUACUCAGGGAUGAAUAAAAAGCAGCAGAAGGUAGCGUCCAAGGAUGAACAACCUUCAAACAAUAAAGCAGCCACUUUGCAGUCACAGAAAAAAGGACAGCAGCCCCAGUUUUUGCAGAGUCGUAACCUGAAGUGUAUAGCCUUAUGUGAAGCAAUUACUUCACCAGAUUUGCACAAACAUGGAGAAAUUUGGGUAGUUCCACAAACAGAACACGUCUGCACAAGGUUCUUCUUUGUAUAUGAAGACGGCCAAGUGGGCGACACCAAUAUAAACACACAGGAAUCCAGCAUUCAUAAAGAAAUCCUGCGGGUCAUUGGAAAUCAGACAGCAACAGGUUGAAAGAAUCACAUGCCACCACUGACUGGAUCAGAACACCUUUUCUGGCUUUGAAGCUGCAGUGCAGUUUUGAACAAAAUGUAACAACAACCUAAUUUCAAUUGCACACAACAUAAGGUUUUGAAUAAGGCACUACUUUCAUUUUCCAGAUCUCUUGUCUGAACCAUUUUAGUAAUUGACACGUCUCAACGUGGCGGUGUUGUCGCAACAUUCAAUAAGACUUUGUUACAGUAAGAUCUCCUGGAAAAGAUGGGUGGCCCCGGUUUUAUUCAGCAUAGGCACUGAUGGAAAAUUGAGAGCAGGAUCGGCAGAGUAGUGGCCGAGUUAUGCUCUGGUGCUAAUUUUGGUGAACCCGAGAGUCUUGGCAAAGCGCAGAGCAAUGUAAAAGCUGUGGCAAUUGACUUGAAAAUGCAGUUUACAACGCUACGUAUCCACUGAUCUGACGUGUAGGAACACUGAAGAGGAAUGAUGUACCACAAGCACGAAGUGACUUAAUGAGUCAUUUCCUCCCACUGUUUAUGAAAGUUUUUUUUACGCAGUUAUUUAAAAUGUUUUGGAAUUGCUAAUAUAGUGUCCCUUUGGGAACAGAAGUCUGUGCUUUUAAAGUCAGUGUGUGCCAUAGUAUCCUGGCUGUGCCAGCCAAACCAUGGUCUUACGUGUGUCUUAAUAAAUUUUAAAAUCAUAAUCUACAAUGGUAAAAAAAUUAUUUUUAAAUGAAAUAGCUGCCUGAGGUGCUUUGAGUGCAGCUUAAUUUGAACCAAACCCCAUCUAAUGGGCUCUGGCGAGGCCAACUUUCACGUUCGAGACUUACAUUUUUCUCUUUUAAGCUGUGUCCUACACAGGAGCCAUCACUCCUAAAAACAGAGUAGUAAAACCGGGGCCAGUAGCGUAUGUAAGAAGCCGAAGUGAGGUAUGCAAAAUGUCACAGUGUUCUUGGUUUUUAGCGGAGUACGGAACCGGAUUCCAGCACACAGAGACGGCACCAACGAAAAUGGGAAUUCUGAUAUAUUGAAAUGAUUUAAAACAUUUUUGAAGAAAGUGACAUAUUUCUGCUCGAAGAAAAUAAGGAAUCGGUCUUCAAUGCUAACUCUUCGAAUGGAAAGGAACAAGUUAUGGUACGGUUGGACUGUUUUACCACUGUAUCCAGCUGAUGAAGCAUAUUCCUUGCAGACAGCACACUCUUUUGUAGUUUUCUCAGUGGGACAAAUGCAAUCAAGAGAGCACUCGCUCUUAAACCUUUUCAGUUCUCUCACUGAUGAACUCCCGACUGAUUACAUUUCUACAUUGAGAUUUGAAUGCUGGCUUUUUGGGGGGGAUGGGUAUUAUUUAAAAAAAAAGAACAAAAAAAUAAAAAAACGCCCAUGAGAUUUUUAGAAACUAUUUUGAUCUAAUAUUAUAUGAUCUUUGACUAAAGCAUGUGAAUGUGACCAGGUGACAUUGAUUUGAUGGCAUCAUCGUCACGCAACGGAAUAAUUGGCUUCUGUUUUCAAACAAAUUCAUUUUGCAAGAACCAAUUGUAAUGAAGUAUGCAACAUGAAGUGUCAAUUUGAAUCAUCCAACUCCAUUUGCAAUCCACCAUGUAUGAAUGAUGAUAAUUUUAAUGACUACUCUUAUUUCAGCGCUUUGGGGGGGUGGAAGAGAAAAAACAGGUUCAUGUUUAAUAUUGUGUGGACAUAUUGAAUUGCAGAGGAACUGCAGCUGAACAGAUGUAUUCAGCCCAUGUUACUGUACGCAUGUUCAAACUGUGCUGAAAAGGGAUGGUAACACGAAGAGAGCAUUGCAGUUUAUGUAUUUUUCAUUAAAAAUAUUUCCGAGUCAAAGAAGGUAACCGAGACACAAGCACAAAGACACUUUGGGACACUUGCUGCACCACUUUCUUUAUCAAAAACAGUCCAGAGUCAACCUGGAGUUUAGAGUUCUAAUUUUGGAAUUUGUCACAAAAUGUGCCCAGCUUCACUUCCUGUUUGCUGACUCCAUUCAUUCAGUGACCCUGAGUUUAGUUUCAGAUGGUUUACAAACAUAAUCAGGUAUGGAUCA